Messenger RNA from Punica granatum (pomegranate), 1343 nucleotides. The record is from RefSeq and is a predicted model, not a curated record. Lineage: Eukaryota; Viridiplantae; Streptophyta; Magnoliopsida; Myrtales; Lythraceae.
GGGGAAUCUUGCGCUACCAAUACACGGAAUAAAGAAAUCCUUCUUCCCCCUCCGCGCCGCACGUCGUUCCCACUUCCUCGCCUUCCCUUCCCAUUGUGCUCGUGACUCUUUCAAGCUGUCCUGUUCCUGUCCUGUACCCUGCCUUUCCUUAAUUACUAAGUUGGUUGAUUCCGAUCGGCCCCUUCUCUGACCAGUAUAAUAUAGGGAGACUUUGACAUCCAGCCAGCGGUACUCCCUCAAUUUAUAUCAUCUCAUCAUCAAUUCCCUCACCUGCCUUAUCAUCAUCAUUACCUGGAAAUCGCAAGCUCUCCCGGAUUCUGGCCUGCUCUGCUCUGCUUUGCUCUUUGGCUCCUCGGCGAGCUGCGAUAAUCGUGGAAAGAGCUUAGAGUUUAUAAUUGAAAUGGCCAAGGAAGCCUCUGCCACUAUGACGCUCGAGACAGUGAGAGACUCCUUGAGCGCACAGGAAGACACGAUCAUAUACAGUCUCAUAGACAGAGUUAAUUAUCCUCUGAACUCCAAGACGUACGAUCAGUCAGCCUCCCUAAUUCCAGGAUUUGCCGGCUCCUUGGUCGAAUAUGUCGUUAAGGAAACAGAAGCAGUUCAUGCUAAGUGCGGAAGAUAUGAAAGCCCCACAGAGCAUCCUUUCUUCCCAGAGAAUAUACCGGCAUCAGUGGUCCCAGUUCACGAGUAUCCAAAGAUUUUGCAUCCUGUUGCUUCUUCUAUUAAUAUAAACAAGAGAAUAUGGGAUAUCUACUUCAACAAGCUGCUUCCAUUGAUCGCUGCCCCAGGAGAUGACGGAAACUACGCAUCCACUGCUGCUAGCGACCUCAAGUGUUUACAGGCUCUGUCCAGAAGAAUUCACUACGGGAAAUUCGUGGCAGAGAUUAAGUUUACAGAUAGCCCGCAGGAUUACGAGCCUUUGGUUCGUGUGCAGUUUCAGGAUUCGGAUGCCCUGAUGAAUCUCUUGACAUUCAAAAAAGUCGAGGAGAUGGUCAAGAGGAGGGUGGAGAAGAAGGCGGCUGUGUUCGGGCAACGAGUUGGACUCGACGACUCCAAGCCCGACCAGAAGCCCAAGAUCGACCCGGCCAUCGUCUCGCGUCUCUAUGACGAAUGGGUCAUGCCCCUAACCAAGCUUGUGGAGGUCGAGUACCUCCUUCGACGCCUAGAUUGAGAUGAACCUCCAGCCCAGAGAGCAUAUGGUUUCCCAUGGCCCAGAGAACCCAUCCAUUUGCUAGUGGGCCGGGCAAAGAAGAUGAAAUCGUGUUGGCCUUUGCGUGUAAUGUGUUAUUUGUUCUUCUUCAUUGUUCUCAAUGGUCACAACAUGCGUUUGAGUCUCAAAUUCA